AUGGUCUAUUGCGCCGCGGAAGCCGGUCUCAACCAGCCUGCCAAAUCAGAUAUUGCUUUCCCACACCAGGUUGAGCUCAAAGCCAAUCUUGAUGAAGUUAAGGCGAAUCUGCGAGGAUUGAAAAACAAGCCCGGUACAACGCAGCCUGCGGAUGUGACCAGUUAUAUUCGGAAGAAGCCAGGCUAUGCCAACAACGUCGUCAUGACUUAUGCCUUGACACAAAAAAAAUUUUAUGUUCGAAUCAACCUUGUCCAACGCCAUCCAGUGGAAGAGCUUGUGGCUGAAUUAAAACUGAGAAAGACCAUCUCCAAGGAACAGGUCCUGCGAGAAAUGAAAAACAGGGCGGACGAUACAGAUAUUGUUGCCACAUCCAGCGUCAUGUCAUUGAAAUGCCCCCUGUCCACUCUUCGAAUCGAGGUACCAUGUCGCUCUCUGAAGUGCACGCAUAAUCAAUGCUUUGAUGCUUCCUCUUUUUUGCAAUUGCAAGAACAAGCACCAACUUGGUCGUGUCCUGUAUGCUCCAAAGCGACGAGUUUUGAAUCGUUACAAAUUGACCAGUACGUUGAUGAUAUACUCCACUCAACAUCGCGGGACAUCGAACAGAUUGUCAUCGAGCCCGAUGGCACAUGGUCAGGACCCAAGGAUGAUGAAAACGGGACAGCAGGAGGCGUUACUCCCGCGUCAUACGACGACUACGACGCCGAAGAGAAGGAAGAAGAGGAUGAUGACUUGAUAGAAAUCGAAGAACCCGGAGUCCCAAUUGUUAAACGGGAAUCCCUCCCCAGUCGCAAUCUAACCCUACAACGGACGCCGGUUCAGUCACGAGAACCUUCUACCGCAUCCUCUAUAGCUCGUCUGUCCACGAAUAAACGCCCCGCAGCUCAGGUCAUUGAUCUUACCGGUAGUGAUGACGAGGAGGAAUCACCUGUGAGGCCAACGAAACGUCCGGCAUUGAGCGUGUUCAGCCGUUCUUUGCCGCGACCAGGCUUUCGCGGUUCGUACAACGGGGAAGCUGUCAAUGGCAAGGUUAACUCGUAUGGAAGUCAACAUAGCCCAGAAUCAUCCGGGCGCAAUGGUGGUUAUGACACAUGA
Aspergillus melleus is the source of this 1092-nucleotide messenger RNA. It is a transcript of the gene pli1, whose product is annotated as E3 SUMO-protein ligase pli1. The transcript is spliced from 4 exons. NCBI's taxonomy places the organism in Eukaryota, Fungi, Ascomycota, Eurotiomycetes, Eurotiales, Aspergillaceae. The record is from RefSeq and is a predicted model, not a curated record. Gene Ontology annotation, molecular function: zinc ion binding; SUMO ligase activity. The coding region runs from base 1 to 1092 and encodes 363 amino acids. Gene Ontology annotation, biological process: protein sumoylation.